AUGAUCUCAUUUGAUGAUCUCUUAGAACAUAAAAUUAAGACGGGCAUCCAUUAAUUUAAAACACUUGGUAUCAUAGGUUUAGUAGAAUUUUGUGAUGGAAUAGAAUAUGCAUAUAUGUCAAUCUUGAUAGCAAUAGUCUAAAAAGAAUGGGAUUUAAAUAAAUAAUAAACAGCUUCUUUGGGAUCAAUAUUUCUAUUAGGAAUUGUUAUGGGAAAUUGUUUAUGUGCAUUUAUUGCAGAUCUAAUUGGGAGAAAAACUACAUUUACUAUUUUUACAGGAUUAUCUGUUUUUUUAAUAUAUUACACAAGCAUAUGCAACUCUUUUAAUUAAAUGAUGUUUUUAAGAUUAUUUUUUGGUAUAGUUUUUGGAACUAGUUAUCCUUUAGGUUAUGUUUUUAUUACCGAAGUAUCUGAGCCAAAAUAUAGAGGAAGAUUUGCUUAUACAAUGGGUUUAUUAUUUGUAGUAGGGAAGAUUUAUUUGGCUAUUUUAUGUUUUUUUUAUCUUGAUGAUUAUACAUCUGGAAAUUGGAGAGGUUUAAUAAGAAUUAAUGGAAUCCCAGUUGCUUUAGCAUUCAUAUUUUCUUUAUUUUUUCUAAAAGAAACUGUUAGAUAUUAUCUUAAUAGAGGAAAAUAUUAAAUUGCUUAUGAGGAAAUUGAAUAAAUAAUUUCAGAAAACACUGGGAUAUAAGAGCAUUUAACUGAUGAUGAGGUAAAAAAACAUUUAAUUUUAGAAAAACGGGUUAGUAAUUUGGUAAGAUAAAUAAAAUGAAAUUAAUUAGAUUUAACAAAUAAAUAAAUACGGAAUAUUAUCAAAAGAAUAUAGAUUUAUAACCAUUAGAAUAUGGUUGCUUUACAUUUUAACAAAUAUGCAAAAUAUGAGUAUAUAUCUUUUGAUGCCUUUUCUAUUUACUGAUAAUAAUUCAGGAUUAAGUUCAAUGUUAUAUAUGUUCAUUGUUGAACUAGUUUUUGCGAUAUCCUUAUAUAUUUUUAUAGAUGAUCCUAAUAUUGGAGGAAGAAAAAUGGUUAUAGGAUAUUCAGCAAUCCUAUUAAUUUUUGCUAAUGGUCUUCUCUAUCUUUUGAGAUAGAAAUUUUUAUUUAUUGGAUUACUCUUGAUUAAACUUGCUACAAGAGCGUUGUUUUCUACCCUUGGAUUAGUAUGUUGUGAGAGUUAUCCUUUAUCUUUGAGAUCAUAAGGAACAGCUAUGGCCUAUGGGAUAGGUAAAUCAUCUGCAAUUCCAUCUCCAUUUUUCUUAUUUCCAUUAUUUUAUAUAGAUCCAUAUCUACCAUUUGCUGUUAUGUGUCUAUUCUCCGUAAUCAUGUUGAUUAUAGAUUGCUUUAUUGAGAAUGAUAAAACUAUGAAACCUUUAGAAUCUUUGAAAUAAGAUUGA
This is a messenger RNA of Paramecium sonneborni, 1387 nucleotides long. The record is from the annotation of a GenBank genome assembly. NCBI's taxonomy places the organism in Eukaryota, Ciliophora, Oligohymenophorea, Peniculida, Parameciidae.